Centropristis striata (black sea bass) is the source of this 3625-nucleotide messenger RNA. It is a transcript of the gene icam5, whose product is annotated as intercellular adhesion molecule 5. The transcript is spliced from 13 exons. The coding region runs from base 276 to 3203 and encodes 975 amino acids. The record is from RefSeq and is a predicted model, not a curated record. NCBI's taxonomy places the organism in Eukaryota, Metazoa, Chordata, Actinopteri, Perciformes, Serranidae. Gene Ontology annotation, biological process: cell adhesion. Gene Ontology annotation, molecular function: integrin binding.
GGAAGGGCAAGGAUUAAAAUUUUUUCUCAUGAGAAUUGUGCAAUUGUAGUUGACCAUGUCUUUGUCUAUGGGAUGUUAAUGAGGGAAGCUGUACUUCACAGUAGCCUCUAUAACCUCGGCCUUCAGAGGAGAAUAUAGCAGGUUAUCACCAUCAGGGCCACCAGCUCUGAGCCAGGAUUAAUCUUGACCAGAAGCUGGACAGCCGCCACGGCAUCCUGAAACCCACCACACCUCUUCCAUCCACCUCCUUCCUCCGGCAGGCUCAUCCCAGCAGCAUGCUGCUGCCUCUCAGGAUGUUGGGCCUCCUCAUGCUCAUGUUUUCACUGUGCGAUGCAGACACUAGGUGUUUUGAUGACCCUCCCAUCCUGGAUCCUCCAGAGGUUCUAGGCGAAUAUGGAACGUCAGUGAAGGUCAACUGUACAAGCACAGAUGAGUAUCAUGAUGGGAUACACUGGACGGUUGGAAACAAUGACUCUAAAAUUGAAUAUGACGAUAGUUUUAUUACCGCUGAUGUGCCACUGUCAGACUGGGACGUAACGGCAGUGUGUAUAAUGAAGCUGAGUGGAGGUCUGGUUUGCAGCAAAGAGCUUGAAAUCACCAUAUACAAGAAUCCAGACCAGCCCAUUGUGUUUCCUGUAAAGCAUGCACCUGCGGUGGAAGGGACACCUUACAGGCUGCAGUGUAAUAUCGAUGAUGUUGCUCCUGUUCGAAACCUCAUUGUGAGGUGGUACAAAGACAAUGAAACCAUCAAAACAGACCAUUUCACAAAAGCAACCAAAACACCAGUAAGUGAGUCGUCUACUCUGACAGUCGACAUCAGCAGAAAAGAAAACGGAGCUCAGAUUUCAUGUGAGGCUCAGCUGGACUUUGGGCCACUUGGAUCACCACCUCCGGUUAUUUCUGACAUACACACGGUUUCUGUGCACUAUGCUCCUGAGCUCAAGAACAAAACCGAAGAUGUUUAUGUGUAUGAUUAUGAUGAUGUCAGCCUGAGCUGUGAAGCUGAGGGCUGGCCUUCUCCUGUCUUUCACUGGACAUGUGAUGGGCUGAAUGUCUCGGGGAACAUGGAUAAUCUUAACAUCACUCAAGUAAGAACCAGCACAACCUGCUUCUGCACAGCCAAAAACUAUCUGGGAAACACGACGAAGCAUAUCAAUGUUCACAUGAUGCAAAGGGUCUCUGAACCCCCCCACGCAGCUCCUGCAGACCCUGCAGCCAUUACCACACCUGAGCCAACAACACCAAGAGCUUGCCCUAUAGUAUUGACGCCUGCUGAAAUGGUGGUGAGAUUUGGAGAUCCAGCCUCAGCUAACUGCAGCACAUCCGAGGAUGUUGCGGGAAUGGGCUGGGAGGCCACAUCUGGAGGCACAGGGUUUGAAGACGGUCCUUUUCUCCUCUGGACGGUUGACCAAGUGAAAGUCUGGACCAUCAAUGCUUAUUGCUACAUUACUCGUCAAGAUAACAGCCAGUGCAAUUCGUCAAUCACUGUCACCGUUUACAAGACUCCAGACGCUGUGGAAGUCUCCACGUCUGAUCCAGAUCCCAUGGUGGAGGGCACAGAGCGUGAGCUAAACUGUGACAUUAUCAGUGUGGCUCCUGUGCAGAAGCUCAAAGUGAAGUGGUACCGCGAUGAUGAGAUGGUGCACACAGACAUGUUUAAUGACACCAGUCUGGUUCCAGUAAAUAAGCACUCUACAUUGAAAGUCAUUCCUGAGAGAGUUAACAACGGAGCACUUUACAGAUGCAAGGCUGAGCUGCACCUUGGACCCAAUGGGUCAGAGGCCAUCCCGACUGUAACUUCACCACCUUACACUGCUAAUGUGCUCUAUAAACCAGUGAUCACAGAUUGUCACAACAGUUAUGCUGGUUUGGAACAUGAGUUCAGUCUGGACAUGGUGCCCUGUAAAGCUGAUGGGAACCCCCCUCCCACUGUUCAGUGGUCCUAUAAAGGAGAACUGAUCAAUGCGUCUGAGCCCCUCAUCAGGAAUAAAGCAGGAAAGUACACAGCUGAAAUGGAAAAUAGCCUCGGCAAGACCAGCACCACUGUGGAUAUCAAAAUCGAAUAUGGCCCUGUGUUUACCUGUGAUGAUCACUAUGAGGUUGAAGAGAAGGGUGAGCUCCAGUGUGAACCAAAGGGAGAACCUAAGCCUGAAAUCACCUGGUUUAAAGAUGGAACAAAGAUUGUUCCCCCACACCAGUGGAAAAAGCAUGAUAGUGGAAAAUACUCACUUGAAGCAACCAACAAACAUGGAAAAGCCAAUCACACGCUCACUCUUGAUAUUUUGUAUAAACCAGUGAUCACAGAUUGUCGCAACAGUUAUGCUGGUUUGGAGAAUACGUUCAGUCUGGACAUGGUGCCCUGUAAAGCUGAUGGGAACCCCCCUCCCACUGUUCAGUGGUCCUAUAAAGGAGAACUGAUCAAUGCGUCUGAGCCCCUCAUCAGGAAUAAAGCAGGAAAGUACACAGCUGAAAUGGAAAAUAGCCUCGGCAAGACCAGCACCACUGUGGAUAUCAAAAUCGAAUAUGGCCCUGUGUUUACCUGUGAUGAUCACUAUGAGGUUGAAGAGAGGGGUGAGCUCCAGUGUGAACCAAAGGGAGAACCUAAGCCUGAAAUCACCUGGUUUAAAGAUGGAAAAAAGAUUGUUCCCCCACACCAGUGGAAAAAGCAUGAUAGUGGAAAAUACUCACUUGAAGCAACCAACAAACAUGGAAAAGCCAAUCACACGCUCACUCUUAAUAUUUUGUAUGCACCUGAGAUCAAGGAGAAAAAUGAGACUAAGAGCGUGACAUCGGGCAAAAAUGUGACGUUUGACUGCAGUGCUGAUGGCAACCCUUCCCCUGAGAUCCAGUGGAUGUACACCUCUGCAGUGAAUGUGAGAAAUACCACCAGGGGGAGCCAGAAGAGCAUCAACAUCACAGGAGCCACGUCUACCAAUGCUGGUGUUUACAUCUGUACUGCCACGAAUAGAGUUGGGCAUGUGACAAGAUUUGUCACACUGGUGAUCAAAGGUGAAACCAGCGGUCCCUUAAAACUAAUUUGGUGGCUACUGAUAAUCAUAUUGAUCAUCGCAUUCGUCGUCUUCCUCAUGAUAUUUGCCUACAAGUCCAGCACAAGACAUGGGCGAUAUAGUUUCGUCCCUGACAAAGCCAAUGAAAGUUCAAAUAUCCCGAUGACUACCCUGUCUAACGGGGUGCAAGCUUAGGAUGUGUAUUCCUUACUGAAUGAGAGAUUAAGAUUAGUAUGUAAUUUGUGUGGAUGAUAGAAUGACAUGUAAAUAUUGUGUUUACAUUUUAACAUUGAUAUAGUGGUGUGGUUUGAAGACAGAUGUAAAAAUUAUUAGUCAAGAGCUCUUGUUUGCUAAGAAGUGUAUCAUAGCAUUUCAUUAUUUCAUUUUUCAUUUUUUCCUAUCUUUUAGAUUUGUUUUAAUCCUUAAUAGAGUUACACAAUAGCCUGGGUUGAUGUCUUGUGUUUAUAUUUGGAAAUGUCAUUGCUUUCUACAGGAUUUUUUCAACUUUUUUCCCUUUACAAAACAGUUUUAUAUUAUUGUUAUUGUUUGCAUUGUAAUCCCUUUGGAAUGUUGUUCACAUCAAAUAACAUCAUUGUACAGCUGCAUAAUAAAGAUGA